This is a messenger RNA of Oncorhynchus keta (chum salmon), 626 nucleotides long. RefSeq names its product trafficking protein particle complex subunit 2-like protein. Bases 129 to 548 code for a protein of 139 amino acids. NCBI's taxonomy places the organism in Eukaryota, Metazoa, Chordata, Actinopteri, Salmoniformes, Salmonidae. Gene Ontology annotation, biological process: endoplasmic reticulum to Golgi vesicle-mediated transport. The record is from RefSeq and is a predicted model, not a curated record. The transcript has 5 exons. Gene Ontology annotation, cellular component: cytoplasm; TRAPP complex; nucleus.
AAUAUUUAUAAUAAGUCCCGUUAUUUUACAUAAACUGUUACACAAAAUCAAAGUUAAGUUAUCUACUUGCCUUUAUCACACAGUCACGUGAUACGUCUUGGCAGGCACACAGCAGACAUAAUUCCAAGAUGGCGGUCUGUAUUGCUGUCAUCGCUAAAGAGAAUUAUCCUCUGUACAUACGAAGUGUACCCAUACAAAAUGAACUGAAGUUCCACUACACGGUGCAUACCUCUCUGGAUGUGGUGGAGGAGAAGAUUUCAGCAGUCGGCAAAGCUAUGGCAGACCAGAGAGAGCUUUACCUUGGGUUGCUGUACCCAACUGAGGACUACAAAGUAUAUGGCUAUGUGACAAACUCCAAGGUGAAGUUUGUCAUUGUUGCGGACUCGUCAAACACAUCUCUGCGGGACAAUGAGAUUAGAAGUAUGUUCAGAAAGCUACACAACUCAUUUACUGAUGUGAUGUGCAACCCAUUCUACAAUCCUGGGGACACCAUUCAGUCCAAGGCCUUUGACAGCAUGGUGUCUGCAAUGAUGGUGCAAGCUAGCUGAUAUUGUCCUCCUGAACAUUUGUACAUAAUUUCCUGAAACCUUUUUGUGUUGCCUCAUAAUAAACUAUGUCCAUCUGAA